AUGAUAAGGCCCACCCAGGAGGGAGCUAAAAGGUGCCAUUGUUCUGGUUGUCUUCAUAAAGAGAGCUGCCCCGUUUCUCCCAGCACAGAGUUGGGGGAACAAACCCUGAGCCUCCUCCAAAAUGCUGCUGGUCCUGCUCUCAGUGGCCUUGCUGGCCCUGACUACAGCUGAGAGCGUGAUUGAAGAUAAAGCAAAGUGGAGAGAAGAUGUCCUGUCUGAAGAGUCUCCUCUCCUGUUACCAGAUGUAAGGAAACCAAGCCACAAGCCAGACAAACCCCAGGGACCACCUCCUUCUGGAGCACCCCCCGGAAAACCACCACGUCCUUCUGGAGCGCCCCCGGGACCACCACCACCACCUCCUUCUGGAGAGCCCGCGGGAGAAGCACCACCACCACCUCCUUCUGGAGAGCCCGCGGGAGAAGCACCACCACCACCUCCUUCUGGAGAGCCCGUGGGAGAAGCACCAGCAGCUCCAGAAAACUCUGCCCAAGAAGAGCCAUCCCAGUAAUCUAAAAUGCAGUGACAGAGUGAAUAAGAAGACAACAAUCUAUGAAGAAGCUCUGAUACUCGAGCAAUCUUAUCAUAACUUUAACUUGGAUAAUCCAAUAAAAUAAUCAGCAUGCAA
Molecule: messenger RNA, 625 nt
Organism: Lemur catta (Ring-tailed lemur)
Lineage: Eukaryota; Metazoa; Chordata; Mammalia; Primates; Lemuridae
Product: basic salivary proline-rich protein 1-like
Exons: 4
Coding region: 122-508 (128 amino acids)
Source: RefSeq, a predicted model, not a curated record